Messenger RNA from Ilex paraguariensis (yerba mate), 438 nucleotides. The record is from the annotation of a GenBank genome assembly. NCBI's taxonomy places the organism in Eukaryota, Viridiplantae, Streptophyta, Magnoliopsida, Aquifoliales, Aquifoliaceae.
AUGGCAACCCAGAGACAGAUAUUGGAGCAGCAACAAUCACCGAUGUUUCGGGUGAAGAACUCGGGAAUAAUUAGUCACCAUGGGAGCCCCAUGAACGGAGACAUGGAGGAGGAGAUGUCAAAGUCAGCUUUAUCUUCGUUUCGCACUAUGGAAGAAGAGAUAGAGAGGAGGAAGAUGGAGGUCAUGGAGAAGGUUCAGAUACAGUUGGGCCGUGUGGAAGAAGAAACGAAGAGGUUGGCCAUGAUUCGUGAAGAACUAGAAGCUUUUACAGAUCCAAUGAGGAAGCAAGUUGCUCUUGUACGCAAGAAGAUUGAUGUGGUCAAUCGAGAGUUAAAGCCAUUGGGACAGAGCUGCCAAAAGAAGUUGGUGAAGCAAAGUGAGAGACUGAGGAUGAUGAAACUGGAGGAGCUGAGCAAGAACAUAGAUUCCCCCUCAUAA